Molecule: messenger RNA, 826 nt
Organism: Clupea harengus (Atlantic herring)
Lineage: Eukaryota; Metazoa; Chordata; Actinopteri; Clupeiformes; Clupeidae
Gene: nms
Product: neuromedin S
Exons: 7
Coding region: 161-532 (123 amino acids)
Source: RefSeq, a predicted model, not a curated record
GACUCGCGCCUGUCAUAACACAGACUGUUUUUUUUGCGAACUUUACGGGACUGAGGGGAACUGAAUAACGGCGGCUUUUCAAACACACCUGGCACCGACCGAGCAGGACAACAGCACAACGCAAAGAGCCCAUCGUGAGUGCACGUGAACCUGUCCGAUUAUGGAGAGCUCUUGCUGGCGGCAACUUCUCGCGCUUCACGUCCUGCUAUGGUGCCUCUCGAGCUACAACCUGCGCACAGAGGCCCUCCCAGUUCUACUAACAGACUGUGAGAUAAGUGAAUCUGAAAGAGAGAAUCCGUCUGCUCUGCAUGCCUCUCUGUGUGACCUCCUCUGGAAGAACCAGCAUAUGGAGCACAGCCAGAAUAUGUUCAAACGGUUUCUGUUCCACUACUCUAAAUCCCAGAAUGCCAUUGGCUCCAUGCAGAGGGAUUCCAACUCUGUUCACCCACUGAUGCGUCUCUCCCCAAACCUCUCUGCACGGAGGAAGAAACAACUCCUGCUCGUGAAGUCCCUAGGUCCUCUCAGGGCUUAGGAGUUCCACCAUCUUCAGCACAGGAGAGGAGAAGAGGAGAGAGAGAGGAGGAGAAGAGGAGAGAGAGAGGAGAGGAGAGAGAGGAGAAGAGGAGAGAGAGGAGGAGAGGAGGGUGUGUACAUACUCUCUUCAUUGACGGAGCACCAACUGCUGAACAUGGCCGCACAUUGUCCUGAUGACGUGAUCCUGCUGAACACUCCCGCCCAAGCGUCUUGUGAUCUGACCCUCCUGAACGCACCCUUAGGGGCUACACCAGACACAGCUAUCUGAUUCCCACCACAUCCCAUAACCCCA